Aspergillus piperis CBS 112811 is the source of this 1347-nucleotide messenger RNA. RefSeq lists its product as uncharacterized. Lineage: Eukaryota; Fungi; Ascomycota; Eurotiomycetes; Eurotiales; Aspergillaceae. The coding region runs from base 39 to 1022 and encodes 327 amino acids. The transcript has a single exon. The record is from RefSeq and is a predicted model, not a curated record.
CGGCAAGUCUUCAAUCUCAAAACCACAGUCCCCUCACAAUGCAUCUUUCCACGCUGUUUCUCACGUUUCUAAGCCUCUCACCCACCCUCUCCCAACCAACAUCACCCAUAUCCGUCACCCAACUCUUCAACUUCAGCACCUCCACCGACAUUGAAAAUGGCGCCAUCGACCCUGUCACCAACACUAUGCUCAUUACCACCUUCACCGACGCCCGUCUCUACGCCCUCGACCUCAAUGACCCUUACCCCACCGCCAACCUCUUGACCUCCUUCUACCCCAACGCCACCGCCAUCACUGGCAUAGCCCCCAUCGGCCACGGCAAGUACGCCAUCACCGGUGGUGUCCGUGGCUCCUAUCACUACUACAAUGAAACCAUCUACACCAUCGACUUUGGUGCCUUCGCAGCUAACAUCACUGCUUCCCCGGUCACCAAAGCAGUGGCGCAUCUUCCACAGGCAAUCAUGCUGAAUGGUCUUGCUUCCCUCCCACGCCGUCCCACCACUGUCUUAGCAGCGGAUUCCCGUGUGGGGUGUAUAUUCCGCAUCGACACGCUGACCGGAACCUCGGACAUCGUUGUCCAGAGCGACGCAUUGUCGGCUCCGGCGAAUGGGUCAUCAGAGAUCGGGAUCAAUGGACUGAAGACGCACGGGGAGUAUGCGUACUAUACUAAUACUGCGCUGAAAACUUUUGGAAGAGUAAAGAUUACCCAUGAUGGUAUUGCGGUGCCUGGGAAAAAUGGCAAGGUUGAAGCCGAGGUUCUUGCCACGUUGGACUCCGGGUUGGAGAGAUAUCAGUGGGAUGACUUCGAUUUUGAUGAAGAGGGAACGGUCUAUGUGGCUAUGGGAGGUCCGAAUGGGAGUGCGAUUGGCACAAUUAGUCCUGAUGGUGAUGUCGAGGUGUUGUUUACAAAGGUGGUUCGUGGGCCCACUUCGGUGCAUGUUGUUGAAAAGGAGGGGAUGAGGAAGAAGUUGUAUAUCACUACGAAUAGUGGCGGGGGGCAGGUUGUGGAGGCGGUGCUCUGAUGGAGGCCGUUAUAUACAGUGCCAAUUAGAGUGGAUUAGCUUUGUGGUGGAUUAUGAAUGUAUGGGAUAGGAAAUAAGGGAGUGGAUUGGGUCUCGGUUUUCUGGUUGAGGACUGGGUUAGUUCUUUCCCGCAUUCACUGGCUUGUACUUUAACCUAGGUGAUUGGACGGGCCGGUUGCUCUCCGGGAAAUUACCUCGAUCAAGAUUUUAGAGUAGUUAUUGAAAGCCGUCUCGAGCAAAGACAUUGCAUUUGUACCAAGAUGGUUACCGGGCUAGGAUUCAACCGGUAAACGCCAUAUAAACAAUUGCUUGAAAUCAAAGCGAG